This is a messenger RNA of Procambarus clarkii (red swamp crayfish), 6145 nucleotides long. RefSeq names its product suppressor APC domain-containing protein 2. The record is from RefSeq and is a predicted model, not a curated record. Lineage: Eukaryota; Metazoa; Arthropoda; Malacostraca; Decapoda; Cambaridae.
CUCGGCCCAACCUCUUUCUCCCCGGCUUGUACACCCCUCACAGGUCAGUGAGAAGCAGCCUUGUGGGUGGGUGGGAGCUGGACCAGACACCUCUUUAAGAUGUAGGAGUCUUGGUGAGACGAGAGGCUGAGAUACUGGAGGGAGAUGUGGUACCUGCAGCAUGACGGCAACACAGACCAAUGCGGGCUUGACAGCGCUGGAUGGCUUGCCCAAGCCAUUCGUGAAUGCUAUGAGAACAUUAUUUGACAUAAUGGAUGACCAACGCACUGGUUAUGUUAAGUUUUCAGAAAUUGAGCGCCGAUGGCAAGAUGAUGGAGCCCAAGGAAUGCCUCGGGGAGUGCUGGCCAGUCUUCGUAAAGUGACUCCUCCUGAUGGUUACCUCUCCUUUGAACGUUUUUGUGCUGGCCUGCAGAUCAGUUUAUUACGCAACAAGAUGGAAGACCGACCAGCCGGCUCAUCUAAUAAUGUGAUUCCACCACCAAAACUACCACCAGUAACGUCUAUGGGACCUCCACCUCCUCCUCCACAUAUUCGACCACCUUCUGCUCCUCUUCUGGACCAGGAGCAGCAUCCAAAGCAGCCAUGCACAAAUUCUGCCAUGCGAUCAGGUGUGAUCUCUCAGCAUGUUCGUGCAGAGAGAGCAAUGUCUAUGCCUCAUUUAGACGAGCCAGUCAACCAUCAUGAACCAAACACACAUCACGGCUAUGAUCCAGAUCCACGUGUGCAUUCAAACAAAUCUGAUGUUAAGAUGGUAGCUGGAGGAGUCAUGUCCCAUUCUAAGUCGAUGGGAAACAUGGCGGGUCCUCCAAAGCCGCCUCGAGUAAUGGAGCGGGAGCGAGGAACCCAUAGCUUAGAUCGACACUUGGAGACUCGUGGCAUGGGUGAGCAUGGUAGAAUGCCCGGUGAUAUUCGAGCUACCCAUUCAUUGGAACGAGAUCGUUCUGAAAGAAAGUGGGACAAUGAUGGAAGUGAAUGGACCCGCAGAGAUAGGGAACGUAGUGAACAUCCAGAAUUUCGGCGUGAGCGUGGCUCUAGUCUUGAGCGACUAUUGGACUCUGAUGAUAAAGGAAAUUCAGUCCCACUUGGACGAGCUGGGAUUCGGUCUGCCCUGCAGACUUGGCACAAAGAAAGAAGCAGAGGAGAUAGUGGAGAUAAUAAUAAUACAUGUAAUAAUAAUAAUAAUAAGAAUGUGCCAGUGCUGAGAAAAGAAUUUAGAGAGCCAAGACAAUCACUGGUAAUGGAACCUCUCGGUAGAGGAGUAGGAGAUGGAGGGGACGGCACGAGAGCAACUGUGGGGACACAGUCUGAAGCUUCCACUGCCACUGCCACAGCGAUGAUGACAGCAGCACCAAGUGCAGCUCCCACGCACAAAAAGUCCAGCAGGAGACGAGAGCCUCGAAGACAUACACUUCAGAAUGGAGUUGACUGUAGUAUGCUGAGACGCUUAAAACAACUGGAGGCUGAACGAGACAUGCUGAUCCAGGGCUACGAGGUUGUGGAGAGAGCGCGCAGUUGGUACAGGCAGCAGUUGCAGGCCAUUUCUGAGAGAAUCCACUACUUGCCACAGGGUCCUCCCAAGCAUGAGCCUAGCUUGGAGGCACAGCAAGAGAAACUGCAUUUCCAGCUUGCUCGUAUUCAUGAAGUUAAUGCCCAUUUGCAAGCUCUCAUGGAAGCAACUGAGCAUGGCCUUCCUUCACACAUGAAUCUAGCCAUAUGCUCCAAUAUGCCCUCUGCCUCUGCUGGCAGCAACCACAGGAAUACUGGUGGCAGAGGUCAAGGCACUGAAUCUGAUGACCAAGAUCGGGUCGUAGGGCGACUCAAAGACCAGAACCACCUUCUUACUGAGGAAGUAAGCAGUAAAAGCGAGCGCAUCACUGUUUUGGAGCGUGAAAAAGCAGCUCUGUUACGAGAACUUUUCCAGUCACGCUCCUCCCAUCACCACCUGCAAGGAGCGUCCGCUGACUCAACAUUCAUGUGAUCUGCAGUUAUAUUAAUUAAUUAAUUUUAUGCUCAAUGUUCAUUAACUAUUUUAAUUUUGAUAAAAUGUAUUAAUUUUAAUUUCACCAAUAAUUAUAAUAAAGUUAAGCAUUUUAUUUCCCACAUUGACGCUUGGCAUACUAAAACGGCAUUGAAAUUAAUUUAGGAUUUGUGCCAAAAUGCCAAAUAAUAAAUUGUUACAUUAUUAAUGAAUUGCCAUGACUUGUUGUUUUAUAAUCAAUGGUAACACAUUUCUUUGGUGGUUUUCGUGAUGUGGGCGCACGGUGUGAUCGUAUGUUGUGUAUUUUUCAGUUAUGAUCACCUUUUUAACUUAUCAGGUUGUACCUUUUGUGGUAGCAAUAAUAACCAUGACACCUUGAACAAUUUCUGCUGUUGCUCUCUGGUUGUCUUGCAAUUUUAUAUGACUUGCAUGGUCUUCACACCUCAGUUAAGAGUUUCAUGGCCUAAAUAGUUCACGCUAAUGAUCUUUCUGUUAAGUCUAUUAAUUUUACUCACAUCUUGUGCAUUUUGUUGCAUUUCCAUAAUCAUUUCUCAUAUUAUUUAUUAACACUUUUGUGUUGUUUUGGGGUGUUGCAUAAUUUCUUGUUGAAAAUGUACCACCUCCCCUUUGCCCACUCUGAUUUGCAAAAUAUUUAUACUAAUUUUGUCUGCAUUGUAAAUUUAUUUUCAGUAUAAGGAUAGAACAUCAAAGUUGGUAUCAAAAUAUUUGUAAAUGAAUAUUAUAUAGUACACUGUACUGUACAAUAUAGAGUACUGUACUUAUAAAAUAAAUUAGAUAAAGUUGACCAAACCACACACUAGAAAGUGAAGGGACGACGACAUUUCGGUCCGUCUUGGACCAUUCUUGAUUCAAUUGUAACUUGAUAUACAAUCGACUUGAGAAUGGUCCAGGACAGACCGAAACAUUGUCGUCCCUUCACUUCCUAGUGUGUGGUUUGGUCAACUUAUUUCAGCCACGUUAUUGUGACUCCUCGUCUGCAAAUUGGAUAAAUAAUGGUGGGCAUCCAAAGUACCACAGUUUAUAAAAAGUUUAAAAACAUUACUACAUUGUGGAGUUAUUUAUAGUCAUAAAUCAUUUCUUUUUUAUAUAUCUAUAUGCACAAAUGAUUGAUCUGUAUUGUAGGAAAAUGUUUUGCAUUAUAGAAAAACAAAAUAUAAUUUUGUUUUUUUUUAGUUUAGUUUUUUCUAUGAACAAAAAAUUAACAUAAAGUGUAAAUUGCAUGCGUUGUCAUUGACUGAAGGUGGGUGCUAUACAUAAAUAUAUUACUCAUUUUUGGUUUAAACGGUAUUUACUGUACAGGCUUAACGCAUUGAUUUUAGUAUCAAAAAGUUUGGAAAUGAAUGAUAUUCAGUAAGAUAUACAGGAAUGGAUAACCAAUGUCUGUGAGUGUGCAAUGAGCCGCCGAGUUUACUAAACAUUAUCUUCAUCUCUAAAUUACACAGCUACUCAUGGUCACAAAUAGUUUUUUUUGUUUAUUUGUGCAGUAAAUAUGCAUAAACGAUUUGUCUAUAUUGCUGUAGAAAAAAAUGACUUAAUGUUUUGAUAAAUGUUUAAUUUAAAAUGAAGUGUAAUUUGUACACAGUUCCAUAGAUUUUGAUGUGGCUCUGUGCAGUGUGGUGGAGCAGUGGUCUCAUAAGGUAUGCUCAGUUAUGAGGCAUGGCAUUUAAUAAUUGAAUAAUAAUUUGUUUUUGUUGGGGGACAGGAAGCCUGAGUAUGUGCAUAUAUUCUUUAGGAUUGCAUCAAGGUGACUUACCCCCACCCCACCCCCGGUCAAACUACUAUACUGACCUUUCCCAGGAUACAACCUCACAACAGUUAUCCAACUCCUAGGUAUCUAUUUACUGUUAGAUGAUCAGAUGCAUUAGGUGAAAGGAAAUAUACUCAAUCAUUUCCGUCCCGCCUAGGAAUUGAACCUUGGCUUCCUGAUUGAAAGUCGAGAGUGAAGCCAGCUGUAUUAUCGGACCCAUUCUGCAUCUUUAUAAUGCAGAAAUAAUUGUAAAUGAAGCAAUAUAGGAUAUUUUGGAAUGAAUCAUCAGAAUGUGUGUUUCCAGCUCGUGCUUUUGUCACCCUCUAUGUUCCAAGCAUUUGUUAUAUUUAUCACUUUUUCAACACUGCCAGUAUGAUAAAUUUUGUUAAAACAAAUAUAGCAGUGCAUUGAUAAAGGCAGUCAUGUAUUGAGGAAUCUAUAUGCUUUAUAUACUGUAAAACAUUUGUCGUGGAUAAGGGUUGUUAUCAUUGUUACUGUGUUUAGAGAAAAUGUGAUUUCUCUGCUAAACACCAAGCCAUUAGGUGCCAACAAUAAUUGUUAUUUUAUGCUGUGACUGAAUUUUAAAUUGAUGUUGAGAAGUGUGUAAAUGCCCGAGUCUAUCCAAUAAGACGUAUGGAGUUGAUGUAGUAGUGUAUAACAUAGAGGAGAGGUGUGUAUGGUCUCUACUUUGUUUAUUUUGAAGUUUAUGAUCUCUUUAUAAUUAUAAUUGUGAAACUGUGUGUCAGCUGUUUGAAUGUGCAUUGUUUUAUCUGCAAUAUAUGCAAGAGUUGUCAUGUUGGACAUGAUUUUGUCAUGCCAAUCCUCUGAUGGCUAUACUACUAACCAUGAAUAAGUAUGAUACUAAUUCAACACAUUCCUUGCACAAUAUUUACAAUGAUUUAUUAACUUUCACUGUUGGUUAUAUGAAGUUUUUGUAUUUGAUAAUGCAUUUUUAAAUCAUUUUUUGUUUGAAACAUUUAUAUUUUAAAGUUGCCAAACACAAAAUAUUGUACUGUAUAAUGUAAACUAAUAAUUAAUGCUUGAAUAUUUAAAAGUAAGAACAAAAAUGUAAUUAUUUCUAGCUGAUGUAAAAUUCAGUUAAGAUGCAGACUGUGAUAAAGGUUUGAAGCGCAGCUAACACAGCAGUGACGCCUCGCACUAUCAUAUUUCUAUCUGAUAUUAAACUGUUCAUUUUUAUCUCUUUUUUUUUUUUUUUUUUUUUUUUUUUUUUAAAGGAUUUUAAGUGUUUUGAAAAUAAAUUAUAUAAUUUAUUGAUUCUUAUAUUUAUAUAUAUAUAUACUGUAUAGAUUAGUUCAAAGCUUCAAGGGACUGCCAAAGAAAAGUUCCAGAUUUUUUUUUUUUUUUAACGAAAGGUAGAGCAAAUUGACAGUCUGGGUGAAUACAGAAGUGAUACUUGAAAUGUUUUUACAUUCAUUCUAUUAUAUUUCUUUAAGUAUUCCAGACUUCAGUUUUAUCAGUGUAGUAGGUCAACCUAUAACCUUAUCAUGGCAGAAGCCUUAGGAGAUUGUUCUUUUUGAAACAGGUUGUGUGCAAUAAAGUACAUAUUAAGUGCCUGCUACCCUAAUUGACCCCUCACGGAUGCUACCUCAAUGUGGUGAAGGAGCAUUUACACACCAUUCUCAGUUGACCAAGGGUAGCUACGGCUUCCUUCUCCUGCCCAUUGCAGUAGUGUGCAAUGAAAGCACUUGCUGUGAUAGACUUGCUGAAUAGGAAUGGGGGUCUUUGCGCUGGUGUAGGCGAGUUGCUCUUACUCAAGUCUCUUAUAUGAGUGGUCUAAUAUGUUAAACUGGGAAAUACCACUAGGAUAGAAGUAUCCAAUCUGCACAUGCUCGUGCUUGGCCUCCCUCGCUACCCUGGUAGGUGGUAUCCCAUGAUCCCAGGUCAAACUUUAUCAAAUUCUUUCAGAGCAACUUCGCUCUCUCUCUUCCUCUGACUCAUGUGGUGGGUGACCAGGCCCCUCAGGAAGAUGUGCUCUUUCCUUAUAACCUGCUCACCCUAUAGUUACUGUUGUGCUGGACCCUGACCACUGUUCGUAACCUGAUAACUUUGACAUCGCUUGUCUUGUGUGUCUGCUCUCUUAUUGGCAUCCUCAUGAUAUUUUGGACUUUUUCACUAUUCUGCAACACAGAUGGUGGUAAAUAGUCAUCCCACCUUGGUGCCUUCUUUUGAUAAUUGUCCUAAUUGAAAAAGUAUUUGAACAUACUCAUAAGAAGGGAUAUGUGUACAUUACUUAAAAAUAAUAACUAUGUAACAUCACAUUCCAUUUGUUAAUUUUUUUUUUUUGUUACAACUUUCCCCAAUUUAUAGCAUAAGCUUCUAAUGCAGCAAUAUUGCUUGCCGUCUGUAAACUGUGAUUACCAAAUAAACUCCUGGUUUAA